AUGAGUUCACAAGAAAUUUUUAAAAAAUAUGAACAAAAAGUAGUUGAAUAUCAAGAUCAUAUCGAAGAAUUAAAAUCAACCAAAAAUGAUUACAAACAAUUAAUUGAUACACUACAACAUUUACCAGAUACAUUACAACCAAAAAUUAUGGUUCCGAUGGGUAAAUUGGCAUUUUUUGAAGGUAAUCUAAAAAAUACAAAUGAAAUUUUAAUUUUAUUAGGCGAUAAUUAUUUCGCAAAAAGAUCUUCAAAACAAACCAUUGAUAUUAUUCAAAGGAGAGAUAAAGAUAUUGAUACAAGUAUAAAUGAUUUAAGAGAACAAAUUAAAGGACUUAAACAAAGGGUUUCAAUGACAACAGAUUUAUCAAAAGCAUUACAUGAGAAAGAAUAUGAUAAUAUAGUAGAGAUCAAAGAAGAAUAUAACUCUGAUGAAGAGAGAGAAAAAGAAAAGAAAAGAAAACAAAAACCACAAAAAUCAACCACAACAACUACAACCACCACUACAUCAAAAGAUAAACCAAAAACUGAAGAAGAGAAAAAGAAAUCAAAAGAAAUGGAUGAAGAAUUUGAUAAAAUGUUAAAGAGAUUAUCAAUUUUAGAAGAAAAGGAAAAUAAAAUGGGUGAUGAUUAUGAUGAAGAAGAAUUUAAUAAGAAAUUUAAUAAGAAAUUAGAUAUUACAGGUAGUGAUGAAGAAUAUGAUGAUGAUAAUUAUAAUAAUAACAAUGAUGAUGAUGAUGAUAAUGAUGAAGAUGAUGAUCGUGAAUAUUAUCAAGAAGAAGGAUUUGAAGAUGAAAAACCUGAAAAUUCAAAUUAUAAUAAAAAUAUUGAAGAGGAUGAUCAUGAUGAUGAUGAUGAUUAUUAUGAUGAAGGUGAAGAAAUUGUUGAAUAUUAUGAUGAAAAUGGUAAUAUAGUUGAUAUAAAUGAUCCAAAUGUUGAAUAUAUUCAAGGUGAUGAUGAUAAUGAUGAUAAUGAUAAUGAAGAAGAUGAAGUGGAUGUAGAAUUAAAUGAAAGUGAAUUAGAAGAAAUUAAAGAUUUCCAUAUGGAUAAAAAAGGGCAAGAUCUUAGUGAAAAAGAAGUAAAAGAAUUAACAGAUUUUUAUCAUUCAAAACAAAAGAAAAGAAUAUCUUAUAUUGAUACACCACAACCUCCAACUCCUGAAGCAACAACUUCCAUUACUCCAAAAUCAAUCUUAAAAACAAAUUCAUCUGGUAAUUUAAUGUCAACAAUUCCAAAAUCUUAUAAUGAAAAUGACGAAAAUGAUAUAAGAAGAUAUAUUAAAAAUUUAGACAAACAAGAAAAAUUUGAAAAUCAAAAAACUAUUUCAGUUCCAAAUCCUCCUAAAGAUGUGGCAUUCUCUGGUGAUAUUGUUGAGAAGGAAACUGAUUUAUUCCCAUUUGAUGAAAUUCCAAAACCAACACCUCCAUCAAAUGCAAAACAAUCAAGAUUUAAAUCAUCAAGACAAAAUAAAUAA
Dictyostelium discoideum AX4 is the source of this 1470-nucleotide messenger RNA. It is a transcript of the gene rmp, whose product is annotated as RNA polymerase II subunit 5-mediating protein. Lineage: Eukaryota; Evosea; Eumycetozoa; Dictyosteliales; Dictyosteliaceae. Bases 1 to 1470 code for a protein of 489 amino acids. The record is from RefSeq and is a predicted model, not a curated record. The transcript is spliced from 4 exons. Gene Ontology annotation, cellular component: nucleus.